AUGGUAGCUAUUUUUCACGAUAUGAUGCACCAGAUAAUGGAAUUAUACAUAGACGAUAUUGUGGUGAAAUCUAGGGCGCGAGAAGAUCACUUGGAUCACUUGAAGCGCGUUUUUGAUAAGUGCGGAAAAUAUCACCUAAAGAUGAACCCUCUCAAAUGCGCUUUUGGUGUUACUUCCGGAAAGUUCUUGGGAUUCGAUGUUACAAACAAAGGAAUGCAAAUCGAUCCGAGCAAGGUGGAAGCGAUAACCACUAUGACGCUUCCCGCAAAUGUGAAAGAGUUGCAAACUUUUAUAGGAAGAAUAUAUUAUGUCUGGAGAUUUAUCCAAGGGUUGGCACAGCUAUUGUCCGCCUUCUCAUCAUUGUUAAAAAAGAACAAGCCAUAUGAAUGGGGAGAUGAUCAAGAGCGAGGCUUUCAUAAGCUUAAGGAAUGUCUGAUUAGCGUGCGAGUCUUACGACCACCUGUCAAAGGUGAACCACUUUACCUAUACACAAAUUUUACUAGCAUGGAAGUCGGAGCAGUGCUAGCCCAAGACCUCGAAAAUGAUCAACUAUGUCUGAUCCACUACAUCAGUAGAGGCUUCAGAGAUGCGCAGUUUAGAUACUCAAAGGCGAAACAAGCAUGCUUAGCGCUCAUUUACGCCACACAGAAAUUGAGAUCGACAUCCCGAUGGCUACUGCAGUUAUCAGAAUUUGAAAUAAAGUACCAGCGGUCCAAAGGAGUGCACGGACAUGCGCUUGCUUAUUUGUUGGCAACAUUUCCAGGAACAAACAUGAUGGAAAUAAGUGAAGAGAUACCUGGAGAGGUCGCAGAGGCAGAGGAAGAAGGGCGAUGGGCAAUGUUAUUUGACGGAUCAUCAUAUGGUUCCCAUGGAGGAGCGGAUAUAGUUUUCGAAAUACCUAAACGAGACUUGUUCUCGUUCGCCUUCAAGUUGGAUUUCGAGUGUAGUAAUAACGUAGCGGAGUAUGAGGCAUUAAUCCCGGGGCUACAUAUGGCGGAAGAACUCAAUCUGGGAGCGAUAGACAUAAAAGGAGAUUCAAAGCUGGUUACGACUCAAAUAUCAGGAGACUUCCAGGUAAAAGAGGCGCACUUAGCUCCUUACGGAGCAGAAGUCCAAGAGUUGAUAGCAAAGAGAGGAAGUACCACCAUCGAGCAUAUGGGAAGAACCACUAACUGCCAUGCCGAUGCGUUAGCCACUUUAGCUGCAAAGAUGCAAUUGAAUGAAGCGGAUGAAGGGACAGUAGUAGUGAAGAAGAGGGUGCUACCAAGCACUUGGAAGGAAGACGCGGCGUUUGAACAAAAGGAUGACUGGAAAGCGGCUUACAUUGAAGAUUUAACUAAAGAAGCGGACGAACAACUGCUUCCCACUAAAGUGCUAAAGCAAUUUGUAGUAGUACGAGGAGCUUUAUAUUAUCGAACACCCGGGCGAGCCCUAUCCCGCUGUGUGGGGAAGAUAGAGGCACAAGAGAUACUAAGCCGUGUUCACACAGAAUCCUGCGGACAGACAGGAUGA
Papaver somniferum (opium poppy) is the source of this 1512-nucleotide messenger RNA. RefSeq lists its product as uncharacterized. Gene Ontology annotation, molecular function: RNA-DNA hybrid ribonuclease activity; nucleic acid binding. Bases 1 to 1512 code for a protein of 503 amino acids. The record is from RefSeq and is a predicted model, not a curated record. Lineage: Eukaryota; Viridiplantae; Streptophyta; Magnoliopsida; Ranunculales; Papaveraceae. The transcript has 2 exons.